UCAGAGAAGAAGAUAAACUCCUGCUGUUUGUCUUGCAGGUUCAACAAGGAGAAACUUCACUCCUUGGUGACAGAGAGGUGUUAUCCUGAGAUGACGAGGGGGAACCGUUACAAGACGAUCCGCUGGAUGUUUGUUGAGUCCCUGGAGCCGCCCAAAGUGGUCCACGCCCGCUGCCCCGAUAUGGUCAGCAAAGGGAAUCUGUACGGUCAGGUGACGGUCCGCAUGCACUCCAGACAGACGCUGGCCAUCUACGACCGCUUCGGGAGGCUGAUGCUGGGCAACGAGGAGCAGCCGAAGGACGUCUUGGAGUACCUGAUCAUAGAACGACACCUCGUCAACCCCUACGGCCAGUGGAGGUUACACGGAAAAAUAGUGCCGUCCUGGGCUCCGGCCAAAGACCCAGUUAUAAAGGUGACCCUCCGCUCU
This is a messenger RNA of Plectropomus leopardus (leopard coralgrouper), 426 nucleotides long. The record is from RefSeq and is a predicted model, not a curated record. Lineage: Eukaryota; Metazoa; Chordata; Actinopteri; Perciformes; Serranidae.